AUGUUACAAAGAAAUGAUGAAAAUGAAAACUUACUUGAUAAGAAGAGAAUAAAGGAGGUCGCUCGGAACACACAGACACACACACACAGCAACAUGAAGACAGUCAUCGUGGUUGGAUUUGUUUUGGUGCAACAAGCGCUAGCAAGCUGUUACCCAGCAGCAUGCCUGUCACCGCCACCGAUCGACCUGCUGCUACCUCCGCUGGCAGCUCUGCCGUCACCGUGUGCUGCAGAAUUAGCAGCCCUCACGCCGACCCUCGCCACCUCGCUCUCAGCAUCAAUAUCCGCGACUUUACCACCUUUACUAGAGGCGGCGUUACCAACAGUACUUACCUCUGCAUUAGCGGCAGCAACACCUUUAGUAUGUGGUCAGCUACCACCCGCUCCUCUUGCUUUGCCGGCUGCUCCCCUCGUACUACCAGCGGCACCUCUCCUAGCUCCACCUGCAUGCACUGCCCCAGCUGCUGUAUACACCAUGCCAGCACCUCCUUGUGCGUUGCCGCCCCCUGCCCUUGCUUUGCCAGCCCCCCCAUGUGCGUUGCCAGCCCCUACCUUCGCGUUGCCAGCCCCUGCUUGCCCGUUGCCAGCCCCCACCUUCGCGUUGCCGGCCCCUGCUUGCGCCUUACCAGCCCCCGCACCUAUUUACUACGCGGCCCCAGCACCGGCUUGCACGCCUAUAUGCCUUUAA
Danaus chrysippus (African queen) is the source of this 687-nucleotide messenger RNA. The record is from the annotation of a GenBank genome assembly. NCBI's taxonomy places the organism in Eukaryota, Metazoa, Arthropoda, Insecta, Lepidoptera, Nymphalidae.